GGAGCCGCGUCACUGCAGAGUCACAUCCCGAGCGGUCGCGCGUAUCCCUCCUCCUUGGCUGCCGCCGCUGCACCUUUAAUAAAGCCCCGCUGCCGGGCGGAGGAACGAAGCAUUUUUUGCAAAACAUUUGAAUAUCGUUUAACAAGCUGUCUUGCCUCGGUCUUCUCUAUUACCGGACUCUUUUCCCGUCGCUCCCUGCGCGAACUAAGGCCUUAGCGCUUGGAUCGCGGACAUCCCCGGCUGGACUAUUUUAUCUCCGGCCUGGGAAGAUGGCUGCCGAGUCCUGAUAGCGGUGGGUAAUCGGUAGGAAGGCAGAGACCAGGCAGGAAGCCAGCGAGCUUACAGGAGACGCAAAAAAGGAAGUUGGAGGCUACAGGAACGUUAGAGCCGGGUUAUGGAGUGAAGCAGGCCAUAACUGCAGCUUGGGGUACUCGGCUCCUUCACCUCCUCCCGGGCUCAGCAUCGGGUGACGGGGUGAGAUGCUGCCCCGGUCAGGGCUCUGUUUGCCCCGGCUGUAGUGAAGGUCUCCCUUCAAGGGAUAGUUACAAUUCUGGGACAGGGAUGGAUGAUCAGAAGCCAUCCAGCGAAGACAAGGAUUCAGAGUCAUCAGCUGAUGGAAAUGCAUCCCCAGUGGCCUGUGAAACAGAAGGGGGUGAGCCUGGCCACGCAGCGCAGACAGACCCUGCUGGGGGAGAAGGGACCUCUCCUGACAGAGUGUGCAGCAGCAGUGGCUCUAAAACCAGGCGCUGUGCUCUCUGUAACUGUGGAGAAUGCAGUCCCCAGGGUCAGCGGGAACUUCUACGUUUUGAACCAUCGCCCGGCCGCCCUGUGCUUAUACAGGGCCAGUGCAGGACACAGGAGUUGGUCACGCAUGAUGAAGACAAUUUUGUGGUUGGGUUUGCUAACUCUCUGUCUCCUGAGGAGCUCUUUGAGCCUACAGGGCACUGUUGGGUUCAUCACUGGUGUGCCUCCUGGUCAUUUGGAGUCCAACAUGAUGAGGGAACUGGAUUGACUAAUGUGGACAUAGCUGUAUUCUCAGGGAUAUCACAGAAAUGUGAAUACUGUAAACGGAUGGGUGCUACCAUUCAGUGUCACUCGACGGGGUGUUUACGCAGGUAUCAUUUCCCCUGCGCCGCUGCGAGUGGGUCCUUCCAGUCCAUGAAGACCUUAAAACUCCUGUGUACAGAACAUAUUUGUGAAGCUGUUGCUAUGGAGGACUCUCGCUGCUUGCUGUGUGACAGACCUGGUGACCUCACAGACCUCCUGUUCUGCACCAGUUGUGGGCUACACUAUCAUGGCACCUGCUUGGAGAUUACAGUCACACCUCUAAAACGUUCAGGAUGGCAGUGCCCUGAGUGUAAAGUGUGUCAAACCUGCAGGCGGCCUGGUGAGGACUCAAUGAUGUUAGUCUGUGAUGCCUGUGACAAAGGAUAUCACACUUUUUGUCUGAAACCAGCUAUUGAGAAUUUGCCAGCUGACUCUUGGAAGUGCAAGGCUUGCCGUGUUUGUCGUUUGUGCGGUUCUCGGACAUCACAAUUAGAGCCUGGCAGCCAGUGGUAUGAGAACUACACUGUAUGUGAAAAAUGCCAAGAGCAGAGAAGGCGAUCAGAAACAGGUGUCCAGUGUGAUCAGCCCGGAGCCCCAGAAAAAAUGCAACGAUGUCCAUGUUGUUCCAAGUUCUACCACCCAAGUUGUGCACAAGACUCUGAACCCCUGGCAUCCAGUGGGUGCUGUCUAUCAUGCAGCAAGCAACAACUAUUUGUACAGGGAAAAGAUGUGCAGGACAAAGGGAGUGAGAUUGAGAACACUGCACUUUCAGAAUAUGAAGCCAAACCACUAGACACUGUAACAGCUGAUGAAGAUGUAGUCACUUCUUCAGACAAUGAAGCUGCUGAGGCCCUUCCUGUGAUCUCAUCUCCAUCUCCAAAGGAUUCGAGAAGUCCACCACCUCUGGAGGUGGAACCAGCACCUCAAGAGAGAACAUAUGAAAACUCUCCAGUGCAGGAGGAGGCUCCUGUGCUAGUUACCGUGGAAGAUGAAGAAAUGGAUGUGGACGAAGGAAUUGCUGAGGCCAUUGAAUUUGGGCAGCAAAAAGUUUUAGUACACCAUCCCAUGAGUUCAGUUCUUAAGACGUCAUCUUUUACACCUUCGUUACAUGAAAGGACACUGUCUGAUGCCUCGUUGAGUGAGGACACUAAGCUUCCAACCAAUACAGAGGUUAUAGAUAAAGGACCAUGUUUAAGUCCUGGAAGAGUAAAAGAGGAACCAUCUAGCAGCUAUGAUAAGCAACCAUUUCUUUCAGAUUCUGAAAUGACCAUGGACUCUGAAGAGGCUCCUUGUCCUAACAGUACAGAUAUUCUGAGUACAGACCCUAAUUUAAGUCAAGAGGGAAUUGGGGACAUCUCUGUUCAUAAGGUGCAUAUUUCCAUGAGACCUGCUCUUGUUAAAUCUGAUAUUGUAAAUGAAAUUUCUAAUUUGAGCCAGGGGGACACUACAGGUAGCUAUCAUGGCUCUGAUGUAUUAGGUUCCCCUGAUCCUGAGGGCGGGUCCCUCUCUAUGGAGAUUUGCCUUCACAAGGAGGAUGGGUCCUUAAGGUUGUGCACAGACUCUAUGCCUGAGACUGAUGAUUCUCUAUUGUAUGAUCCUUCUAUUGGAAAGUCUGAUGUUGACAAAUCACGUCGCAAGAGUUCUCCAGGGCGCUCAAGGGUCAAACAUGGCAGAAGCAGUAGUUUUCCUGGAAGGAGGCGUCCCCGUGGAGGCAGUGGUACUGGUGGCAGUCGCGGUAGAGGGCGAUCACGAUUAAAAUCAACAACUUCUUCUAUAGAGACUCUGCCGAUGAUAGAUCUUGAAAGUUCUCCUGGUAAAGAGGAAGAGGAGGAGGAGGAUGAUACCAUGCAAAACACAGUGGUGCUCUUUUCUAAUACGGACAAGUUUGUGCUCAUGCAGGAUAUGUGUGUGGUUUGUGGCAGUUUUGGCCGAGGCCCAGAGGGACAUCUGUUGGCUUGUUCCCAGUGUUCUCAGUGCUAUCAUCCAUAUUGUGUAAAUAGCAAGAUUACCAAGGUGAUGCUACUAAAAGGCUGGCGGUGUGUGGAGUGUAUAGUGUGUGAGGUGUGCGGUAAAGCCACGGACCCUUCUCGCUUGCUGCUGUGUGAUGACUGUGACAUAAGUUAUCAUACAUACUGUCUGGACCCUCCUUUGCACACUGUUCCCAAGGGCGGCUGGAAAUGCAAAUGGUGUGUUUCCUGUAUGCAGUGUGGGUCAGUCACUCCUGGAUUCCAUGCAGAGUGGCAAAACAACUAUACACAUUGUGCUCCUUGUGGCAGUUUGGUGAGCUGUCCUGUUUGCCAUCUUCAAUACUUGGAGGGUGAUUUGCUGAUCCAGUGUCGUCACUGUGAGAGGUGGCUUCAUGCUGUGUGUGAGAACCUAUUCACAGAAGAGGAGGUUGAGCAGGCAGCUGAUGAUGGAUUUGACUGUUCUUCCUGCUUACCAUUUAUCCCAAAGCCAGUGGUACCUGUCAUUCUUCCAGAGAGUCCUGUAAAAAUCAAGGAACCAGAGCCACAGUACUUUCGUUUUGAGGGAGUUUGGCUGACUGAGGCAGGUAUGGCAGUGCUACGUAGUCUCAUGCUGUCGCCUGUCCAGAAAAAGAAGCCGCGACGCUCACGAUUAAGUACAGGGGGGGAGAUUUUUUCUGAUUUUCCGGAUCAUGUAAGCUGUGAAGAAAGAAAGGAAGGGGAGACAGAGUGUGAUGAGCUAAAAGCAGAUGGUUGCAACAUGGAACCAAUGGAGUGCGAGAUAAAGACAGAACCUCUUGGCAGCCCAGAACGAGAAGCUGGAGGAGAAACUGAAGCCGGCAAAUUGAUUGAAGAUCCUGAUGAUGCCAAGAAGAAGAAAAGAAAACCUUAUAGACCUGGUAUCGGAGGCUUCAUGAUACGACAGAGGAAAACCCAUACACGUUCUAAGAAGGGACAUGCAGCUUUUUUAGAAGCCUGUCGAGAGAGCCAGAGUUUAGAUAUUCAUCCAGAUGAUGCUGCAGCUCCUGAGGUGUCUACUGAAGGUGGUGCGGAUGGAGGAGCUACAGAAGCAGAUGAGAAGAAGAAGAGAAGAGGCAGAAAGAAGAGCAAACUGGAAGAUAUGUUCCCAGCAUAUUUACAGGAAGCAUUUUUUGGGAAAGAACUGCUUGAUCUCAGUAGACAAGCUUUGCUGGCUGCUCGACCAUUGGCACAUAAGAUCAAGCCUGUGCACAAUGUCCCUUUAAAUCCCCUUAGCACAGUGGGACCAACCUCACAAGCUUCUCAGCAAAGCACAGCAGAGACAACGGUUCCCACCCCUGCAUUGGCACCUGAAGAAUCUGAAAGUAAUGAAACAAAGACUGAAAAUCCAGAGGAUGCGCCUGAGGCAGAAGUCCUGAAUGUUGCUGCAGCUCCCCACACCGGAGAGAGAAUUACAGUGCAACUCCCAGAGGGAGCCCUCGGCUCGGAUCUGGAUAAAAUCGCCACGGAGGAGCUACCUAAAAUGGAGAGCACAGACAUCCAACAACUGCUGAAGGAUGUGCUAGGCUCAUCAGAACAGGAACAGAAUUGCUCCACUGGCAGAGCAGAUGUGUCAUCCACAGCUGGCACUACUGCUCUGCACCAGCGGCCCUUCCUUCAUGAGUCUUUUUCCCAGCCUGGAUUUAUGGAAAACAGGGACAGGAGUGGUUUAUUCAGCCCUGAACACUGCGACACUGACGGUUCCUGGACAACAGCCUCUACACCAACCACACCAACUACAGAAGGGGACACUGAUGGUCUUUCAUAUAAUCAGCGAAGUCUACAGCGCUGGGAGAAAGAUGAAGAGUUAGGGGAGCUUUCCACUAUAUCACCUGUUCUGUAUGCUAACAAGAACUUCCCUAAUCUCAAGCAGGACUACCCAGAUUGGAAUACUCGUUGCAAACAAAUUAUGAAGCUUUGGCGGAAAGUUCCAGCACCAGACAAAGCUCCCUAUUUGCAAAAAGCCAAAGACAAUCGAGCAGCACACAGGAUCAGCAAAGUUCAGAAGCAGGCAGAAAACCAAAUCAACAAGCAGGUUAAAGUAGAAGGUGUACGAAAAACUGAGCGUCCAAUGCUACAGCUUCAGAUUCCAGGCAAACCUGGGUCUGGUGUUUCUGAUUUUAGGACUGGAGUUUCAAGUGGAUCUGAGCUUUUCAAUAGCUCAGCAAUGUCUACAUCCUCAGACUUGUUUCUAAAGCCUUCAUCAGCUAGUACUCCAGGGGCAGAAUCUCCUAGUGAUAUUUUCUUUAAGUUGCCUCCUCAGUCUCCAUCUCGGGAGCAUUAUCCAAGCUCUCCUGCUUAUUCUUUGGACUCACGAUACCAGCCUUCCACUUCUAGUGGGAGCUUCCAGAAUAUAUCUGCAACAGAUACUCCGCCUGCUGCUAGUCCACAGCAAACACAUGGCAUGAUUUACCAGUCAUGUAACUCGGCAACCCCCCAUCAUACUCCUCACACACCAGAACCUUUUUUUAGGCCACGGUAUUCAUCUGGUUCCCUUGAUAACCUUUCAUUGGUAGGAAGUCCAAGGAUGUGCCAAUCAUCUGAAACUUCCAACAAGCCUACUGAACCUAUACUGUCCCCCUCACGUUAUGCAGAUCACAAAAGACCAUUAGAUGGUACCCUGCUUCACAUAAAGAAGGAAGAAGUUUGUGUUGGCAUUGGCUCCCCAAACUUCUCUCACAGUGCUGGCUCUGUUGAUGGACCUUUAGAGAAUAAAUGUGAUGUAUUCAAAGCCCCUCUUACGCCUAGAAUGUCUCAGAUAGAACCUCAUAGUCCUGUACCUUCACACCGAGACACCCACAUGCAUGCACAGGUGGCAUCCCCUCAACACUCAGACAUGUACAGGCAAACAUCUACCCCAUACAAUGACCCCUAUUCCCAACCUCCUCUUACCCCUCGCCCUCAGCCAACAGACAGUAGCUGCACUUUGCCCUCUCGACCUCUUCCUUCUGAUCCCUUUCCUCGUGUCCCCACAAGCCCACAGUCGCAGGGUAGUUCUCAUUCACCACUAACUCCUAGACCAUUAUCCACAGAAGCAUUCUGCCAAUCUCCUGUUACCCCUCGGUUUCAGUCCCCAGACCCAUACUCUCGUCCACCAUCUCGUCCCCAAUCACGGGAUCCUUUUGCCCCUCCUCACAAACCUCCACGACCCCAGGUAGCAGAAAUGGGUUUUAAACCUACUGCCCAACUUUCUCACACCUCUGCUGGAUCUCAACCAUCCCUAGAUGGCCACUCCAAAGCACAGCUGGGCCAACAGCAGACUCCAGUUUUUGCUCGAUCUCCUGGCUCUGGUGUAUUUCCAAACUCUCAAACUCAGCCAUGUUUCACAUUUCCUCAAUCUCCUGGAGACAGUGUGAGAAAUUCUCCCUCUCACCAGGCUAACUUUCCUCCUUCACAUUCAUUGAACAGUCACUUUACUCAUAACAAACCUCAGAGUUAUCCCUCACCCAGCAGCAACACUGUUUCUCAUUCUGCUGAAAGUCCACACUCCUCUGGUAAUGGUAGCACUUCAGAAGUAUAUGCACAGUCUCCAUUGCGCCCUCCUUCAGUAUUACCUCAAGAAACCUCUUACCAGCCUGCUGCUCCCGGUCAGCGAUAUGGCCUUACAUCGCCAGUUGAAAAGCCUCGAGAAGAAAUUAUUGGAAUGAACACUAUUGGGACACCUUCAAGGGAAGGCUCUGAACUUCAGGGAGCACCAGAUGCUGGAGCAACAAGCUUGAGUCAGACAGAGCUAGAGAAACAGAGACAGCGUCAAAGAUUGCGAGAAUUCCUAAUUCGGCAGCAGAUCCAGCGCAACACCUUGCGACAAGAAAAGGAAGCGGCAGCAGCAGCUCUUAGCUCAUCUCAAGCAGGGUGGAGUGCAGAGGCUAGUGGACAAAGCCUGGAUACAGUUGGAAGGAGUGCAACCUAUCCUGCAUCACAGGAAAAGACCAGUAUUGGAGCCAUCCCUGGGGUGGUCGGGACAAAUAAACUUCAAGGGCAAGCAGUGGUAUCAGGCUCUCUUGCGCAGGACGAACGGUUAAACUCAGCUGUGACUGCUGUGUCCCAUAAUGCUCUUGAUGUUUCUGGAAGGCUUUCAACUGAAGGACCUCAAACAUUUUAUCCACGAGGAUCCUUUACUGAUCAGCAGCAAGUGUGGCAAGCACCUGUGGCACAUAGGAUGUUGACACCUAGUCGCUUCCAAGAAGUGAACAGACCUACAAUUCCCACUGCAGUGAGCACAGUAAACAGUGGUGGAAUGGUAAGGUUACCAUUUCCUGCAGAGCAGAUUUCUUCCACGGUAACCGUAGGUGGUGCACCUUAUAUUGAGUUGCAACAUCAUGGACAGAAGCUACCCCUAGGAACUCCAUUUUCUCCUCCUGGUCUGCAGAAUAGACCCCACUUUUUUGUACCAGGUGAAGGAACUGGUGGUCCACUUCUUUCUGGGUUAAUAAAAGGAGAAAGAAACUCUUUACAAGUUCCUGUGAUGAGGAACCCGUUACUACAGUCUCAGAGAGUAAUUACUUGCACUCCAACUAUUCCACACGGAGAACUGGGCAUUGUCCAGCAGACAAUACAAACCAAAGUCAAGCCAUCAUCUGAUUCAGUCCCUACAGAAACAUCUAACCGAUCACAACAAGAGGGUUCUAAGAACAGGUCUGGACCUGGGUUAGGGGGAAUACGGGCCCCAUCUGAUGACCCACCAGAGUUGGAUGUUGAUUUUGAUACACACAAAGAUUUAGAGGAUGAUGAUUUAGCAAAUUUGAGCCUUGAUGUAGCUAAAGCAGAGGAUGAUUUAGGCAAUCUAGAUAACCUUGAGACAAAUGACCCUCAUCUUGAUGAUCUCUUAAAUGGUGAUGAAUUUGACCUCUUGGCUUACACUGAUCCUGAGUUGGACACAGGCGACAAAAAGGAUAUUUUUAAUGAGCACUUAAGGCUGGUUGAAUCAGCCAAUGAGAAAGCUGAAGAGGAAGCACUUCUUAAAAUGGAGCCUGAUGGUGUGGAGGCAAAAACAGACAGUGUUCUCAACCAUACCAAGCAGGAGUUACCAGUUAACUCAGAAAUGGCAACAACCAAAGAAAAAAUGUCAGGUCAUUUGGAAAUGGGUUUUGGACCUAGUUCUAACACUGGUGGUGAGAGGACUAACCAGCCUUCAUCAGCCGUGGAAACAAAACGUUCUCCUUAUAUUGGUGAUUUAAAACCAAAGCUAGAAGAUGGUGGCCUCAAGACAAAUACCUGUCAAUUUUCUGCUAACAAUCAAUUAUCCAUUAAGACUGAAUCUCCUCAAAGUAUAGAAAAAGCUUUGUUAGGUAGCAGUGUGUUAAAAGCUGGAUCUGGACUUCAGAUUCCCAGUGGAAAUUCUGUGCAAACCUCAAACUCAAGUGGCUCUUUAUUUCCAAACAAAGAAACAAAUGUAUCCGCAUCUCUGUCUAAUUCAAGUAAUAUAAUGCUUGGAAAAUUUGAGCUGGAUGAAGGCACACUGGGACUACAAGGUGCUCGACAGUCUCCAAGUGAUGAUCUUGAGAAGAUGGAGAGCUCUUUAGUAGCCAGUGAGCUUCCACUUCUUAUAGAGGACCUGCUGGAGCAUGAAAAAAAAGAACAGCAAAAAAAGCAGUUGCUGUCCACUCAGCAUUCAGAGGGUAUUCAACAGCAUCCUAUAACACAUUCUAUAGCCACUUCACAAGGGUCCCUUAUUCAGCAGCAUCCAGAUGCCCUAGCAGGACUUGGACUAGUUUCUAGACAUCAGGUUUUGAGUUCGGGGUCUCAACUAUUAGCACCACAGCAAAUGCAACAAAGAAUUGGUGGGACACAACCAACUUCUACCCUAGAGUCUCCUCUUGUGGCUUCUGGUCAGAGUCCGUUAAUAAGUGCUCAACACUUGGUACAGUCAUCUGGACCACAGCAGCAAGUGCUGACACCCAAGCCUAUGAUGGGACCACAGAUGGGAAUGAAACCACAGCAGCUAGUUAUGCAACAACAGCAAUUAACUAACAAUUUAUUUCCUGAUACAGAUCUUGACAAGUUUACAGCUGAUGAUAUCAUGGAUCCCAUAGCAAAGGCCAAAAUGGUUGCUCUAAAAGGAAUAAAGAAGGUUAUGGCUCAAGGGAGCAUUGGAGUGACUCCUGGCAUGAAUAGGCAACAGGUUUCUCUUCUUGCUCAGCGAUUAUCAGGGACAGCAGAGUCUUCCAAACAAACGCAAGCUGGUGCUGCACAGGAGAGAUGCAUCAUAGAUCCAUCUCAACCACGACCCAACCCUCCAGCAUUUGUUCAGGGAGUGAUUAAUGAAGCAGAUCAACGUCAGUAUGAAGAGUGGCUCUUCCAUACACAGCAGCUAUUGCAAAUGCAGUUGAAACUCCUAGAGGAGCAAAUAGGGGUUCACAGGAAAUCCCGUAAAGCACUGUGCGCUAAACAGCGGACUGCAAAGAAAGCUGGACGGGAAUUCCCAGAAGCAGAUGCAGAGAAGCUGAAAUUAGUAACAGAACAACAAAGCAAGAUUCAGAAGCAGCUAGACCAGGUUCGUAAGCAGCAGAAGGAGCACACAACCCUCAUGACGGAAUACAGAAACAAGCAGCAGCAACAGCAGCAAAGUUGUGGUGUUCUUCCCCUUAGUCCCACCCAGAAUUCUCGUGUUCUUUCUAAAGUUCCAGGUCAGCUCCUUAAUACUCAGACUAUUCAGCAACCCAGCUCUGUACAGCACAACCAAUUGGUUGGACAAGCUGGUAAUGUGCAUGGCUUACAGUCUGUGAUACCCAUGCAGACCCAACAAGCUGCCUCCUAUGUUAAAACAUUGAACCAGCAACAUCAAGUUCAAGGGAGCAAUACUGCUAUUCCUGGGACCUCUGCAAGUUUUUACUCACCAACAUCUGUUCUACAUGGCCUCACCCCUGAACAACGUUUAAUCCAAGAAAGGCAGUUGCAACAGCAGAGAAUUCAAUUAGCUCAAAAACUUCAGCAAACACCACAAGGUUUUCAGAUGCCUCAGCAGAGUAAUAUGUCCCAAGCCAUACUGGGAAAGCAGCAUGGGCUAAUAGGGAAUCCACAUGGUUUAUUAGUUCCACAGGCCUCUACAUUACAGCAUCACUCUUCUCAGCAACGUCAGGUUUUAAUUGCACAGCAACAGCAGCAUGUUUUGGGAACUGCAACAAUACCACAGUCACCAAGCAUGGCAGGACAGAGACUAAUUUUGUCACCACCACAAGGUGUAAAUCUGUCAAAUAUACAGCAUGCUGGUCUAGGACAAUCUGUUAGUACACUGACACCACGCCCACUUGGAGGACAAGUGCAACAGAUAAGCCACAGCCUCUCUGGUCUUCAGCAAAACUUAAACAACCAACAGGGGCCAGUUUUAAAUACUAAGAACCAUAAUCAAAGCUUUCUGAUUCAAGAAGGUGCAGAUCCUCCAGGACAACAGAUUUCUAGCUGUAGUCCGGCCAGCCAAGAAUCUGGAGACCAGCAUUCUCAUGAGCAGCUAAGCCAUAGUUCUGCCAGCACAGGUAAUCAGGAGCAAGAACUUCAGACCCCUGUUUCAGUAGAAGAUUCACAGCUGGUAAAUCAACAUCCAGAUCAAACACAAACUCUUUGUGAGGUAACCAGUCCUUUGCAGCAACCUGCAAGACAGUCUCUCCCUCCCACAACACAAAAUACCCAAAAUCAUGGAGUGCUAAUAAGGCCAGAUUCUCAUCCAGGCAUUCAACCUAGUGCCAUUCAAGAAGCACCUCCUGUUUCUCAGCAGAGCAUAAGCGCUGAGCAGUCAAACAUGGUGCAGGACCAGGGAAAUAACCAGAUACAGCAACAGGGAAAUGAACAUCAAUCAAAAAAUAUUGUUGGGCAGCAUUUACCACACCUAGCUGGACAACAGAGACCAGCACUAAGUGGCCAAGUGUUGCAACAUCCUGCUAGCUUUAUGGGACAGCAAAAUACUAUACUUAUGGGCCAAAUUCGAGCUCAGCUUCAAGGCAUCAUUGCAAAGAAUCCACAGUUGCGACAUCUGACACCACAACAGCAACAACAGUUACAGGCUAUUCUUAUUCAGCGUCAUCAGCAGUCUCAGAGCCAAGCUCUAAAACAAGCCACCUUGCAGGAGACAGCAGUGCCACCUUCUCAUGCAACAGUGCCCAAUGGUGCAUCAACCAGUCAAACACUCUCUAGAGGUAUAUUCCAAGUUCGGCAAAUUGGAUCUGUUUCAGAACAAAUUCAGUCAAGCGUUACAGGAGAGGAAAAAUCUGCAAAUAUUGAGAAAGGAGCAUCAGAACAAUCAGCCGGAGCACAUCAGGUAGCAGAGCUGGGACAAAACUCUGUGCUAAAAUCUCCAGGAGCAGCAAGAUACUGUGCAGUUCAAUCUCAGGAAACCACAUCUGGUCAACAUCCUCAGGGCGUAAUAGCACCAAGACACAUACUGCAUCAACCUCCACCUCAAUAUAGAAUGCCUCACCAAACACAACAGUAUCAGAUGCAACAACACCAGCUUCAGCAACCACAAAAAAUGCUUUCAUUACAACCACAUCAGUUGCAGUCUCAACGUGUACAACAUCAAGUGGAGCAGUCUCAACAAACACAAUUGCAGCAAGCCCAACAUAAUUUGCAGCAAUCACACAUACCACAAACUACGAUACAGCAAGUCCAGCAACUACAAACACAGCAAGUACAACAACAACAACAGGUGCAGAAACAACCACAGCAGCAAAUAUCACAUCCGAUGUUGCAUAUUCAACAAGUGCAACAGCAUCAGGUGAAGCUACAGACCCCACAGUCCGACCAGGUACAACAGGAAGUGCAGCAACAGGCACAGCUUAGUUCCCAGCAGCAACAGGCACAGCUUAGUUCCCAGCAGCAACAGGCACAGCUUAGUUCCCAGCAGCAACAGGCACAGCUUAGUUCCCAGCAGCAACAGGCACAGCUUAGUUCCCAGCAGCAGCAGGCACAGCUUAGUUCCCAGCAGCAGCAGGCACAGCUUAGUUCCCAGCAGCAGCAGGCACAGCUUAGUUCCCAGCAGCAGCAGGCACAGCUUAGUUCCCAGCAGCAGCAGGCACAGCUUAGUUCCCAGCAGCAGCAGGCACAGCUUAGUUCCCAGCAGCAGCAGGCACAGCUUAGUUCCCAGCAGCAGCAGGCACAGCUUAGUUCCCAGCAGCAGCAGGCACAGCUUAGUUCCCAGCAGCAGCAGGCACAGCUUAGUUCCCAGCAGCAGCAGGCACAGCUUAGUUCCCAGCAGCAGCAGGCACAGCUUAGUUCCCAGCAGCAGCAGGCACAGCUUAGUUCCCAGCAGCAGCAGGCACAGCUUAGUUCCCAGCAGCAGCAGGCACAGCUUAGUUCCCAGCAGCAGCAGGCACAGCUUAGUUCCCAGCAGCAGCAGGCACAGCUUAGUUCCCAGCAGCAGCAGGCACAGCUUAGUUCCCAGCAGCAGCAGGCACAGCUUAGUUCCCAGCAGCAGCAGGCACAGCUUAGUUCCCAGCAGCAGCAGGCACAGCUUAGUUCCCAGCAGCAGACUCAGCACCUGCCACAGCAGCUUACUCCACAGCAGCAGUUGACGCAGAAGCUGACACAACAGCUUACACCUAAUCAGCUGACUCAACAGCAGCAGCUGACACAACUUACUCCUCAGCAGCAGCAGCAGUUGAUACAACAGCUUACUCCUCAGCAGCAGCAGUUGAUACAGCAGCUUACUCCUCAGCAGCAACAGCAGAUUACUCCUCAACAGCAGCUGGCACAACAGAUUUCUCCUCAGCUGACACAGCAGCUUACUCCUCAACAGCAGCUGGCACAACAGAUUUCUCCUCAGCUGACACAGCAGCUUACUCCUCAACAGCAACAGCAGUUGAUACAGCAGCUUACUCCUCAACAGCAGCAGCUGACACAGCAGCUUACUCCUCAACAGCAACAACAGUUGAUACAACAGCUUGCUCAGCAGCAUCAGUUGACACAGCAUCUUGCGCAGCAGCAGCUGACGCAGCAGCAGCUGACACAACAGCUUGCUCAGCAGCAACAGACACAACAGCUUGCUCAGCAGCAGGUGACUCAACACCUCGCUCAACACCAACAGCAGCAGGUGACACAGCAGCUUGCUCAACAGCAGCAGGUGACACAGCAGCUUGCUCAACAGCAGCAGGUGACACAGCAGCUUGCUCAACAGCAGCAGGUGACACAGCAGCUUGCUCAACAGCAGCAGGUGACACAGCAGCUUGCUCAACAGCAGCAGGUGACACAGCAGCUCGUUCAACAGCAGCAGGUGACACAGCAGCUCGUUCAACAGCAGCAGGUGACACAGCAGCUCGUUCAACAGCAGCAGGUGACACAGCAGCUCGUUCAACAGCAGCAGGUGACACAGCAGCUUGCUCAGCAACACCAACAGCAGCAGGUGACACAACAGCAGCAGGUGACACAACAGCUCGCUCAACAGCAGCAGGUGACACAACAGCAGCAGGUGACACAACAGCUCGCUCAACAGCAGCAGGUGACACAACAGCAGCAGGUGACACAACAGCUCGCUCAACAGCAGCAGGUGACACAACAGCUCGCUCAACAGCAGCAGGUGACACAACAGCUCGCUCAACAGCAGCAGGUGACACAACAGCUCGCUCAACAGCAGCAGGUGACACAACAGCUCGCUCAACAGCAGCAGGUGACACAACAGCUCGCUCAACAGCAGCAGGUGGCACAACAGCUCGCUCAACAGCAGCAGGUGGCACAACAGCUCGCUCAACAGCAGCAGGUGACACAACAGCUCACUCAGCAACAACAACAGCAGCAGGUGACACAACAGCUCACUCAGCAACAACAGCAGCAGCAGGUGACACAACAGCUCGCUCAACAGCAGCAGGUGACACAACAGCUCGCUCAACAGCAGCACUUGUCACAACUCUCUCAACAACACCAACAGUCACAACUCGCUCAACAACACCAACAGCAGCAGCUGACACAACUCGCUCAACAGCAGCAGCUGACACAACAGCUCAAUCCACAGCAACAGCAGGUUACACAACAGCUUGCUCAACAUCAUCCACAGCAGGUUGCUCAGCAGCAGCAGCUGACGCAGCAGGUUGCUCAGCAGCUGACGCAGCAGGUUGCUCAGCAGCAGCAGCUGACGCAGCAGGUUGCUCAGCAGCAGCAGCUGACGCAGCAGGUUGCUCAGCAGCAGCAGCUGACGCAGCAGGUUGCUCAGCAGCAGCAGCUGACGCAGCAGGUUGCUCAGCAGCAGCAGGUUGCUCAGCAGCAGCAGGUUGCUCAGCAGCAGCAGGUUGCUCAGCAGCAGCAGGUUGCUCAGCAGCAGCAGCAAGUUGCUCAGCAGCAGCUUGCUCAGCCUCAUGUCUUGCAACAACAGCAUCUAUUAACUCAGCAGCAGCUAGCUCAGCAUAAACAGUUAACUCCUCAAUUAAUACAGCAACCAUUAUCUCAACAGCAGCAGCUUCAGUUAAACCAGCAGUCACCACCAUCAAAUCAGUUGUUACAUCCUACAGAAUCGAUCCUAGAGACAGAAACGGAAGAGACACCACAAGCUAAUAAGAUGCAGGAGUCACAAUCAACAGAGCAGAUGGGACACACAGAGCAACAUCAGACAAAACAAGCAGAACAGAUUCAGCAAACACACCACCAUCAGAUGCAGGCAGGUCAACAGAUACAGCUACAUCUGGUACAAAAACAGUCAUUGCAGCCACAUCAAAUGUUGGCACAGCAGAUGAAAUCUCAAAGCCAGCUUUAUAUAAAACAAUCACAACAAACACAGCAGUUAUCACAUUUACAGCAGCAGACAUUUCAACAGGCUUCUCAAAGUCAAGUUCAACAACUUCAACAGCCACUUAUACAGCAGCCCCUUCAAGUACAGCAAACACAGACCAUAAAAGAGCAGCCAUCACAACCACAAUUACUGCAGCAGCAACCGAGUCAAUCCUCACAGGUGCUGCAGCAAAUACAGCAUCAGAACAAAGAACAGAUGCAUUCUUCAUUACAGCAAAAUUCACAAAUGAAGCAAAUACAUCAGUCACAAAUGUUGCACCCUCAAAUGUCACGACAAUUGUCCCUCCAAACACACCACCCCCACACAGGUCACCAACAGCCAUUACAACCGCUUCAGCUGAAACAUCAAAUGCAGCCGCAGCAAAUGCAGCAUCAGAUGCAGCACGUACAAACUCAGCUUAACCAGCCACAACUGCAGCAGUCAACCCAGAAGCCAGCACAGCAGCAGCCCACUCCAGUAAAGCCUCUUACGCAGCAAAACCUAUUACAUACACAGCAACAACGAUCUCUGCAGCAGUUACACCAGCAAAUGCAACAGCCACAACAAUUGCAGAUGCAACAAUCUAAUGCUAUUACACAGCAUGUACAACAUCUAAAACACAAUCAAAUGCAACAUAUACAACAGCAAAAACAACUGCAACAGCUACAGCCACAUCAGCUUCAGCAAGUUCAGCAGAUUCUGCAGUUAAAACAGCAAAUACUUCAACAGCCACCCGAGAAACAGCUACAACUACAACAACAACUCCAGUUUCACUUGCAACAGUUUCGUCAGCAGCAAGCACACUUGCAUGUAGAGAGCACACAAGAACCAAAGAGAGAGCCACAAGAACCCAUUGCUUGCACUGUGCCAAAAUCUCAGCCUCAAAGUCAGAUAAAAUCCCCAGAUGAGAAUGUCAAAUGUGGGGAAGGUCUUGCAAUAGUUAGCGCUAUUCCUCUUUCGUUGACUCAGCAAUUGAAUGAUAGCCAGAAUACUGAUAUGGCCUCCUCCCCAGCUUUGAAAUCCCAUAUUGCUCAUAAGCCAGAGAGAAAACAAUCUGAAGUAUCAGACUCUGAAACUCCUACAGAGCAGUGCAAAGGUUCUGAAUCAUUUAAGAAACAAAAUUGUCAAAAUGAGGCUGGUGAAACCAGAGAUCUGCAUCUAAAUGCUUACUCACAGGAAGAUGGUAAGACGUCAGUGACUAUGAAUAAACAGGAGACUCUGACAUCUUGUAAUCCAGUUAUUCUACAGAAUGGUGAUAUGACUGAAUUGCCCAAGCUUCUCAAGCAGGAGUUUAUAGAUGAGUGCAUUUCUGAAAGCCAGGACUUUAAAAGUGAGGCAAGUGGUGACCAAGUUACUAUUGGAGCUAAAACAGAGGCAGGACACCUCCUUUUGCAGAAAUUGCUGCGUGCCAAAACUGUGCAGCUUUCUUCCCAGUGCUCUUCUGAUUCUCUUCAUGAAGACAUAAAUGGACACAUUGAUAACAAAUUAAGUGUUCUUGAGCAGAAAUUGCAGGCUACUUCACGGAGCAAGGAGGAUAUAUGUGCAAAGAAAUCUCUACCCAAGCCAAAAAGGGCACAAAAGGUCAGUGAAAAGGUGCCUAACUCUCGCAAAAAGAUUCGCAGAGAGGAUAGUUUGAAAUCCCCGGAUGCCAUCAUGAAGCAACUGAAACAGGAACUUUCACUGCUGCCGCUGGUGGAGCCUUCUAUUACAGCCAAUUUCAGCCUCUUUGCUCCUUUUGGGAGUAGCAGUCCUGCUAAUGGCAAAAACCCUUUAAAAGGAUCCUUUGGCAAUGGAGCACUAGAAAGUAUUCCAGAUUAUUAUACACAGAUGCUCAGUAAGAACAACUUAAGUAACCCGCCUACCCCUCCGUCAUCGCUGCCUCCCACUCCACCACCUUCUGUGCAACAGAAAAUGGUUAAUGGUGUAACAGCUGUGGAAGACCUAAGUGAAGGAAAUAAAGAAAUUGAGAGUAGCAAAGAAGCAGAAGCUAAGAAAAGUACAGUUGAACGUAGUCUGGACCUCUUGGCUGCAUUGCCCACCCCACCACACAACCAGAGUGAGGAUGUUAGGAUGGAGAGUGAUGAGGAAAGUGAUUCUCCUGAUAGCAUCGUCCCUGCUUCAUCUCCAGAGAGUGUUCUCGGGGAAGAAACACUGCGAUUCCCCCCUCUCUGUGAAGUGAAGGAACAGAAAGAAGUAAGAGCAUUCUCUCCGGUCAUACCAUUGAUUCCACGUUGUGCCAUACCAGCAAUAUUUCCCUCAGUGUUCCCUGAUAUGAAGCCUACUCAGACACUUCCGGUCUUAUCAGACAAUACUGGGAAGAUGCUUGAGACUAUUGAAGGACCUGCUGCUUGGGAGAAGGCAAAAAGUAGUGAAGUAUCUCUGAUGCUUACCGUGUCCACUGCAGCAGCUAAGAACUUAAACGGAGUGGUAGCAGCUGUAGCAGGUUUGCUAAGCAUCAAGCUGCCAAGCUCCUAUGAAGUACUUUUCCCAGAGAGUGGUCUCAAAAGUAGCAUUGAGGUGAAGAAAUCUGCAGACCCAUCUACAGAUGGUGAAGGCAGUGAGAAGGACAAACCUCAACCAGGAAAACCAGAGAAUUGUAAUGACUGGCUUAAACAACUUGAUGCUGUUCUUCCUGGAUAUAAUGUAAAGAGUGAGCUGGACAUACUCACUCUCCUUACACAGGAGGAACACGUGGUUGAGAAAGCUGCAAAUCAUUGUUAUAUAAACAAUGUUUCUAAUUUGGAUGUGCGUCAGCUUCCUAUGUUACCUGAAGAAUCCUCUCCUCCUCCUUCACCUUUUGCCCCCUCUCCAUCUAGUCCAGUAGAUCUUUCUGCUGCAGAGCCUGAUCCUCCUCCUCCACCACCUCCACCACCACCUCCACCACCACCUGCACCAUCACCUCCACCCAAGUCCCCUGAAAUAGAAGACUUUUUGGAAGUAGCCAAAAUAAAACAGCGUGCACGCCCAUUGGAGGAAGGUAUGGAGGAGCAACGGCCACGGGUAAAGAAGUGGAAAGGGGUUCGCUGGAAGCGACUACAUAUAUUGAUUACCUUCCAAAAAAUUAACUCUCGGCACUGUGAGAAAGAGAUUUGUGAGGUGAUUGAAAGGCUAGGGACCGCUCUAAGACCUGAAACCUUGCCUCAGGACCUGCGCAAGUGUUGCUUUUGCCAUGAGGAAGGUGAUGGUGCUACUGAUGGACCAGCACGUCUGCUUAACUUGGAUCUUGAUCUCUGGGUUCAUCUUAAUUGUGCAUUAUGGUCUACUGAGGUUUAUGAGACCCAAGGUGGUGCACUAAUUAAUGUUGAAGUGGCUCUGCACCGUGGACUUCUUACAAAGUGCAGCUUGUGCCAGAAAACAGGCGCCACCAACAGUUGCAACCGCCUUCGUUGCCCAAAUGUUUAUCACUUUGCCUGCGCCAUCCGUGCCAAGUGCAUGUUCUUCAAGGAUAAGACCAUGCUGUGCCCCAUGCACAAGCUUAAGGGGUCGUGUGAGCAGGAGCUAAGCUGCUUCACAGUUUUUCGUAGGGUGUAUAUUGAGCGUGAUGAAGUUAGUCAGAUUGCCAGUAUUAUCCAGCGGGGAGAUCGAAUCCACAUGUUUAGGGUUGGAGGAUUGGUGUUUCAUGCCAUUGGUCAGCUCCUCCCACAUCAGAUGCAGGACUUUCACAGUGUGACUGCUUUGUACCCUGUAGGCUUUGAGGCCACAAGGGUCUACUGGAGCAUGCGGCACAGUCAUCGACGCUGCUCUUAUCGUUGUAGAGUUUGUGACAACAAUGGCAGACCAGAAUUCAGUGUACAAGUUAUUGAAUAUGGCUACGAGGAUGUGAUACUAACAGAUUCUUCUCCUCAGGCUCUCUGGUAUCGGAUUGCUGAACCUGUAGCUCGUAUGAGGAGGGACACAGGAAUGUUGCGUCUUUUUCCAGAGUAUAUAAAAGGGGAAGAGAUGUUUGGUCUUACUUUGCAUGCAGUGUUGCGCAUUGCUGAGUCUUUGCCUGGAGUAGAGAACUGUCAGAACUAUCUCUUUCGAUAUGGCAGGCAUCCUUUAAUGGAGUUGCCUCUCAUGAUCAACCCAACUGGCUGUGCCAGAUCUGAGCCUAAGAUCAUGACCCACUACAAACGGCCCCAUACUCUGAAUAGCACAAGUAUGUCCAAAGCCUACCAAAGCACCUUUACAGGGGAGACAAAUACUCCCUACAGCAAGCAGUUUGUGCACUCAAAAUCAUCCCAAUACCGCCGUCUGAAGACUGAGUGGAAGAACAAUGUUUAUCUGGCACGUUCACGCAUCCAAGGCUUGGGACUGUAUGCAGCAAAGGACCUUGAAAAACACACCAUGGUGAUAGAGUACAUUGGCACCAUUAUUAGGAAUGAGGUUGCAAACCGCAGAGAGAAGAUCUAUGAGGAACAGAACCGAGGAAUUUACAUGUUUCGAAUUAAUAAUGAGCAUGUGAUUGAUGCCACCCUGACCGGUGGGCCAGCCAGGUAUAUUAACCAUUCCUGUGCUCCCAACUGUGUUGCUGAAGUUGUCACGUUUGACAAAGAGGAUAAGAUUAUCAUCAUCUCUAGCCGUAGGAUUCCAAAAGGGGAGGAGCUAACAUAUGAUUACCAGUUUGAUUUUGAGGAUGAUCAGCACAAGAUCCCAUGUCACUGUGGAGCAUGGAACUGCCGAAAGUGGAUGAACUGAGAGGAAAAGUUAAAAAUGUAACUGCCUUUAAUCAUCCAGAAUAUAUGGGCUCUUUGGUAGAGACCCCAGGGAGAGCACACAGGCACCAGCUUGUCACAUAUGUCAUAGUCAGUCUGCUAUUCAAGCCGUCCUUGAUGAAGCUGCUGGACCCAGGCAUCCUUUGUCAUUUUAAUAAAGUAAGGGUGGAUGCGGUGGUGUCGGAAUACCAGCCUACCGAUGGCCUCUCUCAUGGUGAAAGGGAAAAGGAAAAGCUUGCCACGGAGGACAUGCUUACUACGCAAUUAAUCUUUUAACGUUUAUAUGAGUAGCACCUUUUCCUUCCCUAAAAUAACAGUUUGUGUCUGAUACUUUGUGUGGGAAGGAACCUCCAUUUUUAAUUCUAGUUUUUAACUUGUUGUUUUGAGCUGACCUCAAAAAUAUGACAAUGCAGAAGAAAAGCAAAAAAUAAAGGAGACAAAAAUAAUUUGUGUUAACAAAGCAGUUUGACAAUCCUAAAUCUACAUGACCCUCAGUGAGUGAGAGGGAGCACAUAAGACUGCAGACAAAAAGCACAGGAGUUGCUUUCAGUGAGCGCCAGAGACAGUCCCAAUGACUGCUACCUGUCACAGCUACCCAGUCCCAGAGGCACCUGCCAGCACCUACCUCAUCUGCCUGUUGGAUUUUAAUGUGUAUAUGUGACACUCCCACGGCAAGCUUAAAAUAUAUAUAUAUAUAUAUGUGUGUGUGUGUAUAUAUAUAUAUAUAUAUAUAUAUAUAUAUAUAUAUAUAUAUAUAUAUAUAUAUAUAUAUAUAUAUAUUCACCUCAGAAACCAUGACACAACUAAUUUAUUGGGAGUUGUGUAAUGGAAAUAUCUCCCACCUGUACUGAAGGGUUAGGGUUGGACUGCUUUGAAUACUUUCUGGAGCUUUGUGGUCUGUCUCUUGGCCUGUGAAAUGGUCUGGAACAGGCAGGAGUGCACUAAAACAUGUUCUCAGCCUGCUUUUGGUUUGACCCACAGCACUCUACCCUCAUUGUGUGCCUGAAGUUGCCACCUUUUUUCUACACAUGGAAUAUGAGGAGGGUAGUGGAGGAAGACUUUUAUGGCAGGUGUGUGUCUGUAUUUGUGUGCGUGUGUGUGUGUGUGUGAAAGAGACAGACUUUGAUUUAUAUUCUUUUAUCACUUCCAAGCGCAUCAUAAUUCUCCAAUUCAUUAUCUUCAUAGAACCCAAUAUAAAAGUAUAUGGGUAGGUAUAUUAAGUAUAUAUUUUUGAAGAGGUGAACAUAUUUUUUUUUUUUUUUUUUAGAAAAGCACUGCUGUCCCUUCCACGUUUGCCUCAUUUUGCAUUAUUCCGAAGCUGCUGCUUUUUCUCUCAGUAUAUAUUUUUCACAUCCUGAUUUUUAGCACAGUGCUUGGGGUGGGGAAUAGGUGAAGGGGUUAUUUAUUUGUACAUGUAAUUAUAUUUAUGUACUGCAAUAUUGUGAGGGAAGUACAGGGUCAUUUUGUAUGACUGGCAUUGUGUCUUGGCAUAUGCUAGAUGCUUUGUGAUCAAUUUUUAAGUAUAUCACAUGGGUACAGAAGUCAGAUUGAGCACUAAUUUAGUCCUAAACAAUGUGGUUAGUCUCUGAAUUAAUGGUUUUGUGAGUAGGUCACACACAUGUUGGCUUCCACGCUAUAUAUAUAUAUAUAAUUUUUUUUUUCUAUUUUUUUUUUUCAAAUAUUAUGUUGCUUCAGAUGCAAGAAAUUACUUUCAUGUACCAGAAUAGUUAACAAUAGUUCAAUCACCAAUUUCCUGCUCAGUCUUCUGUGGUUGACCCUUCCCUUAACAGACGCAUUAUGUUUUGAAGUGCAGAGUUAAAAAAAUAAAAUAAAAAAAAUAUAUAUAUAUAAAUAUAUAUUGGCGCUAAAAACGCCAGGGGCAUUUCAAAUCCAAGCUAUUGUGAAUAUGUAAGAUUACGUGCUGUUGCUUUUUAACACAAGCUGCUUCCACAACUGUUUUAAAAGCUGCAAAGUUGUAUAAAUGAAAGGUAAUUGUAAAUAAAAAUCUAAAAGAUUUUAAACAAAGAAUGUUCUGCAUUAUCAGGCUCCAUUUUAGCAAGAAACCACUGGACACUAUGAAGAGCCUGACAUUUUAUUUUAUAAUCAAUCAUUUAUUUUCUUUCUGUAACAAUUUUAGUAGACUAAUUUGGGCUCUUCACUGGUUGCUGACGGAACAACCCUGUCAGACUUGUAAUAUUCAUUUAUGAUGGUCCUAAAAUACAGUAAUGUAGCUUUUAGGUAAAUCUUAUACAGUUUUGUAUACAUAUAAAUAUAUAUAUUUAAACUAUAAUCCUGACCGAAGCUCAAAAUACUUGAUUUUUUUUUUGCUUGUAAAAACACUUUCAUUUGCUGUGUAUUUUUUAUUUUGAACUCCACUUGCAAAUAGGUUUCAUAUUUCCUUUUUUUUCUGCAGCCAUUUCCAUUUUAUUUUGUAUAGACAAAAUAUUCCAUAAUGAGCUGUAAUUUGUGCGGUGAGGAUUCUGUACAGAAGAUUUUCCUUCGUAGAAAACAUAAAAUUAUUCCUUUUUUUAAAAGAAAAAAAGAAAAAAGAGAAAAACUUGUACGUGGCAUGUUUUUGUAUUGAAUAUAAUUUUGAAAUGUAUAUAAUUUAUGUCAAAGAAGCAAAUGAGAAGAGCUCGUUUGCUUCUUUCGGUUUGUUUUUAAAGAGACAAAUAAAAUGCAUUUUAAAUAAGACUAAUUAAA
Molecule: messenger RNA, 22112 nt
Organism: Bombina bombina (fire-bellied toad)
Lineage: Eukaryota; Metazoa; Chordata; Amphibia; Anura; Bombinatoridae
Gene: KMT2D
Product: lysine methyltransferase 2D
Exons: 54
Coding region: 562-19392 (6276 amino acids)
Biological process (GO): positive regulation of transcription by RNA polymerase II
Cellular component (GO): MLL3/4 complex; nucleus
Molecular function (GO): transcription coactivator activity; histone binding; histone H3K4 methyltransferase activity
Source: RefSeq, a predicted model, not a curated record